Molecule: messenger RNA, 696 nt
Organism: Trypanosoma theileri
Lineage: Eukaryota; Euglenozoa; Kinetoplastea; Trypanosomatida; Trypanosomatidae
Product: proteasome alpha 2 subunit
Exons: 1
Coding region: 1-696 (231 amino acids)
Biological process (GO): ubiquitin-dependent protein catabolic process
Cellular component (GO): proteasome core complex, alpha-subunit complex; proteasome core complex
Source: RefSeq, a predicted model, not a curated record
AUGUCGGACUCAUCAUACGGUCUCACGACGUUCAGUCCCUCGGGAAGACUUGUGCAGAUUGAAUAUGCGACGACAGCUGCUGGUAAGGGCACAACUGCACUUGGGGUUAAGGCUAUGGAUGGUGUUGUCAUUGCUGCAGAAAAAAAGACCACAACACCUCUUGCAGAAUCUUCCACUGUACAAAAGGUGUUUGUGCUAGACGACCAUGUCGGUUGCACAUACAGUGGAAUUGGUCCUGAUUGCCGUGUGCUGGUUGAUGCUGCCAGGAAGGCCUGUCAAAGGUACCGCUUGACUUAUCAUGAACCUAUGCCGGUCAGUCAAUUGGUACGCCGUAUUGGUUCCAUUUACCAGGAGUUUACGCAGUCUGGUGGGGUUAGACCCUUUGGUUGCUCACUUCUUGUUGCCGGAGUGGAUGAGCGCGGCUAUCAUCUUUAUCAGGUGGACCCCAGUGGAACGUUUUGGGCAUGGAAAGCCACAUCAAUCGGUAAGGGAAGCUCUGAUGCCAAAACAUUUCUGGAGAAACGGUACACAAAUGAAAUGGAGAUAGAGGAUGCGGUACAUACAGCUCUUCUGACCCUAAAGGAGGGGUUCGAUGGAAAAAUGACUGCAGAAAACACACAAGUAGGACGUGUGAGCGAGGGAAAGUUUGAGCUACUCACAACUGAGCAACUGAAGGAUUACUUGGACCAGAUUUAA